AUGCGUUCUGAUAGAUCAAGAUCUGUGAGAUUUCAAGAUGAACUUGAGACAAAUAAGUUAAUGGCCAACAAAGAAAAACACUUGUCACUGGUGGCCUAUGACGAGAUGAGUGGCAAACACAAGGUUGGGAAGGAUGCAAUAAGCAAGUCCUGUGAUGGAAGAGAACUUUCCAGGGUCUUUUCCGAGGAUUAUGAUUCAGAACAGAUUCUGAUAUUGGAUCCUAGGGGACAUAAAGUUAAUACAUGGAACAAAAUCUUCUUAGCAGCUUGCUUGCUUUCAUUGUUUGUGGAUCCCCUUUUCUUUUACUUACCAGUGGCUAAGAAAGACAAGUGCAUUGAUAUGUCAACUGGUCUUGAAGUGGUCCUCACCAUAAUCCGGUCUUUGAUUGAUGCAUUUUACAUUAUUCAGAUUUAUUUUCGGUUUCAAACAGCUUAUAUUGCUCCUUCCUCUCGUGUUUCUGGUAGAGGAGAGCUUAUUAUAGACUCUUCAAAAAUUGCAUCAAACUAUAUGCGAAGAGACUUCUGGCUUGAUCUAGUGGCUGCUCAACCACUUCCACAGGUAUUAAUUUGGGCCGUAAUUCCAAAUCUAAAAGGGCCUCAAAUGAUUGCUUCAAGGCAUGUUUUGCGCCUUGUUUCCAUUUUCCAGUACCUCUUGAGGUUGUACCUUAUUUAUCCUCUAUCAUCUGAAAUCGUCAAGGCAAAUGGGGUAAUGAUGGAAAAAGCAUGGGCUGGGGCAGCAUAUAAUCUGAUGCUCUAUAUGCUGGCUAGUCAUGUUUUAGGAUCAUCCUGGUACCUGUUGUCAAUUGAACGCCAGAAUGAAUGUUGGAAGAAAGCUUGCACACUGCAGUACCCACAAUGCCAGUAUCAUUAUCUUGAUUGCCAAAGCAUGGGUGACCCAGAUAGGAUUGCUUGGUUAAGCUCAAGCAAUCUCUCAAGCCUAUGUGAUCAGAAUAGUGAUUUCUUUCAAUUUGGCAUUUUUGCUGAUGCUCUAAAUUUGGAAAUUACAGCCUCAAAAUUCUUCAACAAGUACUAUUACUGUCUGUGGUGGGGACUAAGGAAUCUAAGCUCUGUGGGACAAAAUCUCUUAACAGGAACACGUGUUGCAGAGAUCAAUUUUGCUGUGAUCAUUGCAGUUCUUGGAUUGGUGCUUUUUGGAUUACUUAUUGGAAAUAUGCAAACCUACUUGCAAUCCACCACUACGCGGCUAGAAGAAUGGAGAAUAAGAAGAACAGAUACGGAAAGAUGGAUGCAUCACAGGCAGCUCCCUCGUUACCUGAAGCAAAAUGUGCGACGUCAUGAACAAUUCAGAUGGGUUGCUACUAGGGGAGUUGAUGAGGAAACUAUUCUCAGAGACCUUCCCACAGAUCUAAGACGUGACAUCAAACGCCACCUUUGCCUUAAUCUAGUUCGACAAGUACCAUUGUUUGAUCAAAUGGAUGAGAGGAUGCUAGAUGCAAUAUGUGAAAGGCUGAAGCCUUCUCUUUUCACUCCAGGCGCUUGUGUGGUCCGCGAAGGUGACCUUGUGAAUGAGAUGCUUUUCAUUGUUCGAGGACGCCUAGAUUCUUGCACCACCAAUGGUGGCAGAACAGGUUUCUUCAACUCAUGUAGACUUGGCUCUGGUGACUUCUGUGGUGAAGAGUUACUGCCAUGGGCCUUGGACCCUCGUCCAACGGUUGUCCUUCCUUCCUCAACUCGCACAGUGAAAGCUAUCACUGAAGUGGAAGCCUUUGCACUCAGUGCAGAGGACUUGAUGUUUGUGGCAGCGCAGUUCAGAAGGUUGCACAGCAAACAACUGAGGCACACUUUCAGGUUCCACUCCCAUCAGUGGAGGACUUGGGCUGCAUGCUUCAUACAAGCUGCAUGGUUCAGGUAUAAGAGAACGAAGGAGACAAGUGAGCUCAAGAGAAAGGAGAAUAUGAUGAUGGCCUUUGUGCCUGGAGCUGGCACUGAACAUUUCUCUGCACCUCUGCAGGCCCCAAUGGGCACAAUGUAUGCAGCAAAACUAGCAUCCAGCCCAAGGAAAGGUAGAAGCCUGAGAUAUGGACCUGAACUUAACAUUCUGGGCUCACUGAGGAAGCCCCUUGAACCAGACUUUACUGAUGAUGAUGAGGAUGACAGUUAA
Sphenostylis stenocarpa is the source of this 2121-nucleotide messenger RNA. Lineage: Eukaryota; Viridiplantae; Streptophyta; Magnoliopsida; Fabales; Fabaceae. The record is from the annotation of a GenBank genome assembly.